Chilo suppressalis (striped riceborer) is the source of this 1657-nucleotide messenger RNA. The record is from the annotation of a GenBank genome assembly. Lineage: Eukaryota; Metazoa; Arthropoda; Insecta; Lepidoptera; Crambidae.
GUUUAAUGUUACAAUUGAUUGAGAAUUUAAAUAAUAGUUUCCUAGAUAAUUGCUCCGUCUAUGCACUUUACAAUUGUGUAUUUUGGUUUUAUCAACUUAGUUAAGUACUUUAUUCAUUGUCAAUACAUUUUUGCUAUGUUAAUUUAACAUCAAACAUAGGAACGAAAAUGGAGGUUUCAAACAACACCGACGCCGUCAACCUUGGCGUUGGUGAAGUAGAAGCAGAAAUUGGUGAAGAAUUGAAGCAACUGGAAGAAGGUAAAGAUUUUGACACGCGGAGUGAAGUGUCUAGCUCGACUUCAAGCGAAUCAAGCACACCAAGUAUCAGUUCUGUCAGCACAAAAUCAAAAGAAAGACAUGUAAAUCGUAAGCGUACCAAAUCUAAAAGCCAUUCCCCUGUUCAAAACAAACGUAGAUGUGUCGCUGAUGCUAGUACCAAAAUUAAGACUUACGAUUAUAUGACUAAAUUGAAUUAUUUAUUCAGAGACACACGUUUUUUUUUGAUUAAGUCUAACAAUGCUGAAAACAUUACACUGUCCAAAGCGAAGGGAGUAUGGUCCACUCUACCACAAAAUGAAGCAAAUUUAAAUCAAGCAUAUAGAGAGUCAAGAAAUGUUUUAUUAAUAUUUUCUGUAAAAGAAAGUGGUAAAUUUGCUGGUUUUGCUCGUUUAGGUAGUGAAUCCCGCCGUGAUGUGCCACCUAUAUCCUGGGUGCUACCACCAGGGCUCUCAGCUAAAGUUUUGGAUGGUGUAUUUAAGGUUGAUUGGAUCUGUAGAAAGGAGUUGCCAUUCAGCAGUACACUUCAUUUGUACAAUCCAUGGAAUGAAGGGAAACCAGUCAAAAUUGGAAGAGAUGGACAGGAAAUUGAACCCAAGGUUGCUGAAGAAUUGUGCAGACUUUUUCCAGAGGAUGAAGGCAUCGAAAUGACCCCUAUUUUGAGGAAGUCAAAAGAAGCAUCUAAAAGAGGCUAUAUGAAAAGUGGUGGUAGCUACAGAACUUACAGAGCACCACUGUCAUCAAGAGGAUCAAAUUACAGAAAUCGUCUGGGAAUUUCCACAAGGAGUCGGCGGAAAAUAUUCUCUUCACCAAGAAACAGAUUGGCUCCUAAUUCAUUUAAAAGAAGAUCACCCUCUCCUUAUAUGCGUGAUCGUAUACCAGGAUGGUUUGGUCGUUCAAGAGACAAUUAUAAUAGCAGUGGCUCUGCUGCUGCUGAAGCAUAUGUGGCUGAAUAUAUGCGUUCUAUGCAUCACCAGUUGCCACCUCUACCUUAUGUGCCUCCUCCUGGAUUCAGUGGUGCCCUAUCUUCAUAUGAUGGCCUUCCACCUCCACCACUUCCCCCACCCCCACGUUACUAUGACUUACAUGAUUAUCCUCGUUCAGUGAUAGUAUAUGACAAAAGAUCAUAUGAACGUUCAGUUGAUGAGUUCUUGUGGCGUACAUCUGACCGUUCCCGUGGUCGUAGUCGUGAACGUGAACAACAUCGAUCAUAUAGAGAUCGCAGAUAAAAGUGUAAUUUGACCAACGAUGUAUUACUUGGUUUUUACAAAUAAAAAUUUGUGUUUUGAACUGUGAACUUUAUUGAAUCAGAAAUCAUAAGUGUUGUGAUGAACAAUUUCAUAAUACAUAUUUGGACACUUCUUUUGCUUCAUAGGUAUAA